Molecule: messenger RNA, 1522 nt
Organism: Mollisia scopiformis
Lineage: Eukaryota; Fungi; Ascomycota; Leotiomycetes; Helotiales; Mollisiaceae
Product: beta-transaminase
Exons: 2
Coding region: 79-1407 (442 amino acids)
Molecular function (GO): pyridoxal phosphate binding; transaminase activity
Source: RefSeq, a predicted model, not a curated record
GCGCCCUUUGAGGACACGCCUUUCAUAUGUUGAGAUAUCGAAAUUUUGACGUCUCUCUGGCAAAUGAACACUUUGAAAAUGCCUUCUGCAAUCUCCAGAUCUGAACAAAUUAGUGAAGCACUUGCUGCGGCACGUGCAACUUACGGGAAAUCAAACCCCGAAAGCCAAAAGAUUAACUCAGAGUCAUCGUUGUCUUUGCCUGGAGGCACGACCAGAAAUGUGGUUCAUUUCAAACCGUUUCCUUUGAUUUUAGAAUCCGGAAAAGGAUCAUACCUCACAGAUGUUGAUGGACACACUUAUCUUGACUUGUGCGGAGAAUACUCCGCUGCUAUGUUUGGGCAUAGUCAUCCUGUCAUCACCAAAGCCAUGCAUUCUGCCAUCGAAAGCGGGUUUGCUCUCGGUGGGGUCAAUCGUUUCGAGGGACGUCUUGGCAAGUUGUUUUGCUCAAGAUUUCCGAGCAUCGAAAAGAUUCGAUUCUCCAAUUCCGGAACAGAGGCAAACUUGACUGCCAUAGCACUUGUCAAGGCGUACACUAAGAGAAACACCAUCUUAGUGUUUAAGGGUGGCUACCAUGGAGGACUAGCUACGUUUAGUAAGGAUGACAAAGUGACAGCAAACUCGAUGAAUGCACCUCACAACUUUGUGAUUGCUCCUUAUAACGACAUUCAAGCCUUCCAUGAUUUGGUCGCCAAGCACAAGGAUGACCUUGCCUGUAUUUUCUUGGAACUGAUGCAAGGAUCGUCUGGUUGCCUUCCAGCAGAUAUCGAAUUUAUCAAAGCGACCCGAGCGAAAGCCAUUGAGGUCGGUGCUAUUCUCAUGUUCGAUGAAGUUAUGACGAGUCGUAUGUCCACGGGAGGGCUGCAGUCGUUGCUUGGCGUAACUCCAGAUAUGACAACCCUUGGGAAGUUUUUUGCUGGAGGUGGACAGAAUUUCGGGGCGUUCGGUGGCAAGAACGAGAUAAUGUCGAUCAUCGAGCCUGGACAUCCAGGUGGAGCGUACCAUUCUGGCACUUACAAUAACAACGUCACUACAAUGGCAGCAGGCGUAGCUGUUCUCGAACAAGUCUGGACAAAGGAGGCCGCAGAUGACUUGUAUAAGAUGGGAGAGUGGCUUCAGAAGGAGCUCGAGAGAGCGUCGAAGGAAGCAGGUUCGACCUUGAAAGUGACUGGUGUCGGAAGUCUGAUGACCUUGCACUUCAGCAAGAAUGAAGUCCGUUCCGCUGCAGAUGUGCAGGCCAGUGAAACGAACGUCCGGGAAUUGUUCUUCUUCGAUAUGCUGAAGAAAGGGUUAUAUCUUGCCCAGAGAGGUAUGAUAAGUCUAAUGACGGUUACCACGAAGGAGGAACUCGAGACGUUUGUUGAGGCUGUGAAGGAAUUUCUAGUGGAAAGGAGGGAAUUCGUAUGUUGACGUUUGCUAAGGAACAAUCAAAUGUCGUAGACAGGUUGAGUAAUGACUCGGCGGCUUCCUUCUCGUGUGUCCAAAUGUCCUUCUGCACCAAAUGCUAACACGGAGCUUCCCGCCU